Ostrinia nubilalis (European corn borer) is the source of this 1671-nucleotide messenger RNA. Its product is annotated as 3,4-dihydroxyphenylacetaldehyde synthase-like. The coding region runs from base 144 to 1646 and encodes 500 amino acids. The record is from RefSeq and is a predicted model, not a curated record. The transcript has 5 exons. Gene Ontology annotation, biological process: amino acid metabolic process; catecholamine metabolic process. Gene Ontology annotation, molecular function: aromatic-L-amino-acid decarboxylase activity; pyridoxal phosphate binding. Gene Ontology annotation, cellular component: cytoplasm. NCBI's taxonomy places the organism in Eukaryota, Metazoa, Arthropoda, Insecta, Lepidoptera, Crambidae.
CGGUGAAACGGUGCCACCAUUGUCUCACAGAACGACAUCCCAACACCUAGUGCCUGCAACCAGUUCAAUAAAACCUAUUGCUUUAUUAGAAUAAUACAAUUAGUUCAAAGACUAACAGUGGUACAGUGUAACAGUGUUGUAUAAUGGAUUCCCAACAGUUUCGGGAGUUCGGGAAAGCCGCCAUCGAUUUGGUUGCAGACUACAUUGACAAUAUUAGGGAACGGGAUGUCCUGCCUUCAAUAGAGCCAGGAUAUUUGAUAGAUAUCCUGCCUGAAAAUGCGCCAGAGGAACCGGGAGACUGGAAAGACGUCAUCAAAGAUUUUAACCAAAUUAUUAUGCCUGGGGUGACGCACUGGCACUCCCCCAGGUUCCACGCCUUCUACCCGACAGGCGCGUCGUAUGCGAGCAUGGUGGGGAACAUUCUUUCAGAUGGCCUCGGCGUCAUUGGUUUCAGCUGGCUAUCCAGUCCUGCUUGCACUGAGUUGGAGGUGGUUACAAUGAACUGGCUUGGUAAAAUGCUCGGCUUACCCGAAGAAUUCUUGAACUGUUCGCCUGGACGAGGUGGUGGAAUUAUUCAGGGCUCUGCAAGUGAAGCGACCCUUGUUGGCUUACUGGUUGCUAAAGAAAAAACUGUGCAAAGGCUCUUGAAGCAGAAUCCUAGCCUCGAUGAAGGUAGCAUCAAAGCAAAGCUUAUCGCCUACACAUCAGAUCAGUGCAAUUCCUCGGUGGAGAAAUCUGGUCUACUCGGAUCCAUGACAAUGAGACUACUAAAAUCGGAUGCUGACGGAAGACUACGCGGAGACACAUUGAAAAAAGCCUUUGAAGAGGACUUAGCUCAAGGUUUAAUACCAUGCUACGUUGUCGCAAAUCUUGGUACUACAGGAACAUGCGCUUUUGACCCCCUCUACGAGCUCGGACCAAUUUGUAACGAAUAUGAUGUCUGGCUGCAUGUAGACGCCGCUUACGCCGGAGCAGCGUUUAUUUGCCCUGAAUACAGACACUUGAUGAAAGGAGUCGAACUUGCAGAUUCUUUUGAUUUCAAUCCCCACAAAUGGUUACUCGUGAACUUCGACUGUUCGGCUAUGUGGGUCAAAGACGGUCUUGAGUUGAUAAAAACAUUCGACGUACAGAGGAUUUACCUGGAUGAUAUUAAAACAGACACCAAAGUCCCCGAUUACCGUCACUGGCAGAUACCUCUGGGACGCAGGUUCAGAGCAUUGAAGCUGUGGACAGUUAUAAAUAUUUAUGGAGCAGAGGGUCUAAGAAAACACAUUCGUAAUCAAAUAGACUUAGCGCAGCAUUUCGCAAAAUUAGUCCGUAGUGAUGACCGGUUUGUGAUUGAACCUGAACCAUCUAUGGGCUUAGUAUGCUUUAGGCUGAAAGAUGGUGACAAAAUAACAAAAUCUUUAUUAGAAAACUUGACUAAAAAGAAGAAAGUCUUUAUGGUAGCAGGUGCUUUCAGAGGUAGAUACAUAAUUCGAUUUGUAGUAUGUUCUCGGCUUACGAAAAGAGAAGAUAUCGACUUCAGUUGGAACAAUGUCAAGUAUGAGGCUGAUCUGAUCUGCAAGCCAGAAAUUCAUAAUAAACCUAAAAUUCCUGCAUUAGAGCAUAUCGAGACGAUUACCAUCUCAGAGAAAUCGAAAUAGAUGGUAGGUAGGUAGUUAUUGUAUG